AUGAUUUGCCCGGGAGUUGCUCACAAUUUCCAACCACCAAAGACGCCACCACAAAAAGUCGCAAUCACUGCAGCGCAUCUAUCACUGUCACCAAAGAAAUACACAAUAACUUACCCGCAGCCGCCAAGAUGAAUAUGAAUUUCAACCCAUUUAGCCAUAGCAUCGAAUAUGGCCGACCCACGAUGAUGUAUGAUUCUCUGGAUCAAUCGAAAGCCACAGUCCCGGCCUUUGGUCUUGGCCACCACGUUCCAGAUAUCGAGCCCUUUGGCACUGACAUAGAGCCCACGGAUGUUCUGUGCGGACGCGGCAAGACCAGUUUCAACCAUGUUGGCAACCGCCGAUUUCGAGACUUGAUUGCUGCCUCGACUGACAAGUACAAUAGCGCCAAGUCCCGCUUAGAAAAGAGUAUGGUGGUACACGCCAUUGUGGAACAAGUCAAGAAAGUCAAGGGUCGCUUCCUGAAGCAAGAUCGCUACACUGGGCGCUGGUAUGAACUGGAUGAGCGCCAAGCCAAAGAGAAGGUUGGCCAUGCCAUUCGAGAUGCUACAUCCACCAUGCACCCAAAGAACAAAAAAGUGAAACCCAAGCACCACAGCAGCGGCACCAGCGCGGACUUGACAUCCUUUCUCAAGAAUACCGCUACAGCUUCUGCCAAGAAGGGAACCCCCGCACGAACCGUCUCCAAUUCAUCGACGAUAUCUUCACGCUCGGAUACUGCUAGCACCUGUCCCACCACACCCAUUGCAUGCAACAAGACAAAAAUCACUUCAUCUUUAACAACAACGGAUGCCUUCAGUUGGGAUGAUGCGGAUCUGGAACCUCUUCAUGUCGAUUCCAUGGAAGCUCGAAACAGUAUCGUGGAACUGCAACAGAACGACAUGUUGUUGAACCAACUCAAGAAUGCUCUCAGCUCCAGCAGCAACCAUUCCACAUCGUCAUCUUCGUCAGCACCAAACUGCAUUGAAAUCGUGUGACCAAAAAGCAAACAAAAGCAAAAGCUAGCCAGCUACCCGUUCAUUUUCCGUCGGUCGCUCUUGGGAGCAGGGACCGACCAAGACAUCAUCAUAACAACAUCCCAAGCAAACUUACUACAGUAAUGUAUAACAAAUAGAGAUAUAGACACAUUUUUAACUUGACAUUAUCUUGCUACCUAUCAGCCAGCUCGGCUUGGUUUGGGCUUGGGCAUCGAUCUAGCUAGGUAGCCACCGACGUUGUUUGGGCUUGGCCCUCUUUAGCUACCCAUACGGUACAUGUAUCGAUACCAUCAACCAGUGCCAUUCUCGGGUGACCAGUCGCAUCUGCCCAAACGGCUUUGUUUUACUUACGUGCUCGCCAUUAGCUGUCCGGUAGCUACUGGUAUUUUUUGAAGGGUGCCCGUACAUACUGUAGAUGCUUCACACUGUUCACCUCGCCGUACCGGUACUAGUAGAGCUACCGGUAGCUAGCAAGUACAGUAGAAGUGGACUGAGCUCGCGCCGGCUCGGAAUCAUGGUUGGCAGAACGCCUCCGCCGCACUCCUCGAUCGAGAUCAUCAAUGAUUCAUCAUCCAUGUUAGCUCACAAAACUAACAAGCACAAAGACAACUAUUAAAAACUGUCAUAGUACCAACAUGAAACUCAUCACUCCGUUGCUCCUCAGAAGAACUCUUGGGGCAGGCGGAGCCGGACGAUCCCACCGCGUAUUUGAACAUCGCUUGCGCCAACGAUGACUGUCCCUUCCCUAAUCCUAACGCUCAUACUUUCGAGGAGUGCUCCGAUGUUAUCACGGCACUGUUUCAAAAUGGCAUUGUUGUUUGAACACAA
Molecule: messenger RNA, 1802 nt
Organism: Seminavis robusta
Lineage: Eukaryota; Bacillariophyta; Bacillariophyceae; Naviculales; Naviculaceae
Source: the annotation of a GenBank genome assembly